AUGGGUCUCUUCUCACAUCACCACCAUCACAACAAUCCCCCUCCUCCCGGGCCUCAAGGCCCUCCUCCUCCAGGCCCUGGGCCCUGGGACCGUCCUGGUGGCCCGCCACCUGGCCCUCCCGGUCCUCCCCCUCAUGAUCCCAGAGAUCCCUGGGCUCGUCCUCCGCCUCCUGGACCUCCUGGCCCUCAUGGUCCUCCUCCCGAUCAGAGAGACCCCUGGGGUCGCCCCGGUGGUCCUCCCGGUGGUCCUCCCGGACCUCCUCCUCCGGGACCAAGAGACCCCUGGGACCGUCCUGGUGGCCCUCCUGGCGGCCCUCCUGGACCUCCUCCGCCAGGCCCUAGAGACCCUUGGGACCGCCCCGGUGGCCCCCCGGGACCUCCCCCUCCUCCGGGACCUAGAGAUCCCUGGGAUCGCCCUGGUGGUCCUCAUGGUCCCCCUCCUCCUGGGCCCCCGGGGCCUUGGGACCGCCCUGGCCCUCCCGGUCCUCCACCUCCGGGACCUCCUGAGUACCGCCGGUGGUAA
This is a messenger RNA of Aspergillus niger, 522 nucleotides long. RefSeq lists its product as hypothetical. Lineage: Eukaryota; Fungi; Ascomycota; Eurotiomycetes; Eurotiales; Aspergillaceae. Bases 1 to 522 code for a protein of 173 amino acids. The transcript has 2 exons. The record is from RefSeq and is a predicted model, not a curated record.